AUGCAGACGCCCUGGAAGGUGGGGCAGUCGGGAUCUGGAACAGUCACUGCUUCACUCACAGAGGUCGUCAAACAAUGCGGGAAGACGAAACAGUGGAGUGAGGCAUUAAGACUGUUUCGAGACGUUUCGAGAUCGCGCGCGCAGUUAUGCACCAUAUUCUACAAUGUUGUCAUCAACGCAUGUGGGAAGGGCAAGCAGUGGCAGAAAGCUAUGCUGCUGCUCAGCGAGAUUUGGGGCGCGGAUUUAGAGCCGAGCACCGUCAGUUACAAUUCUGGAAUUAGCGCUUGCGAGAAAGGCGGGCAAUGGCAGCACGCAUUGUAUUUGCUCGGUGAGUUGGCAGGAUCGAAGUUGGAGCCAAACGUGGUCCCUACAAUGCGGGGAUCAGCGCCUGCGAGAAGGGGAAGCAGUGGGAGCACGCGUUGUCGCUGCUCAGAGAACUGGGGCGGGCCAGGCUGGAGCAGGACGUGGUCAGCUGCAGUGCUGGGAUCAGCGCCUGCGGGAAGGCCGGGCAGUGGCAGCAUGCGCUGGCACUUCUCGUCGAGAUGUGGCUGGCGACGCUGGAGCCAGAUGCCUCAGCUACAAUGCCGGGAUCAGCGCGUGCGAGAAGGGCGGCCAGUGGCAGCAGGCGCUGUCGCUGCUUGGCGAGCUGCGAGGAGCGAGGUUGGAGCCUGA
Prorocentrum cordatum is the source of this 672-nucleotide messenger RNA. Lineage: Eukaryota; Dinophyceae; Prorocentrales; Prorocentraceae. The record is from the annotation of a GenBank genome assembly.